CUGCAAGCUUCGCUUUCAUUUUCAAUUGAAAAAGCCCGGACACGUAUACUUUUCAUUUUAUGCAUUUAUUAACGUAUUAAUUAAAAGUUUUCGACUGAUGUCUCAACGUGUUUCGAUUCUGAUAUUAUUUAAUCUAGUCAUAUGUUAUCAAUAUUAGUAACAUUUUGAAAAAUGUAAUAAUACACAACGUAAUGUACAAUAUAUUGUAAAUAAAUAUACGAGCUUAUAUACAUGAUUCAAUAAAAACAUUCUUUAUCCCAGAUUGUUAAAAAUCGAAAAGAUAAUUUCGUGUAUCGUUUACUCACGUUCUUCGUGCAGAUAUAUUAAAUGCAUAUCGUAAGCGGUGUUUCACGUAUAAAUCUGAUAAAGAACGGGAAUAGCAUCGGAUAAUUUCGUUUAUAUACGAAUAACGUUAUAAAACCGAUCGAAACAACGAUUUUUAUGUAUCGUUCAUAAAAACUGGGUAGCGUCCAUUACGAGGGAAUAAAGUUGGCGGGUAAUACAGCCAUCGCGGUUCGAUAGUAGUAAAUUUGAGCGAUUGCUCGAGAUUUCUCUCGGCGCGGCGCGCGAGCGAGAGUAUCGUAUCGAAUGAACGUAGCGUGCACUGUGCACGCGCCGUUGAAAAACGUAAGCUGGGGUAUGGGUAUGGGGGUAUACUACGCUACGCCUGUGCUAGUACGUGCCCUCGUACACGAAAACUUAUUCACACACGUUAUUCAAGCGGCUUGUGCUCCUCCAUUACGUACAUAACGUGGAAACGUAAGACGCUACAUACUGGACUUCUGUACGUGUGUCGUGUGCAGGUGUGUACAUAAGCCAGAGAGUCGUGCACGUCGUACGCGUACAUCGUAGAUCAAAACAUCCCUCCGAUCCAGAGCCGAUCAAAGCGAUUUCGGAACGAUUGGCGUGGCCCACGUCGAGGAUCGUCGGCCGAGGUUCCUGAGAGAAAAGCGAGCAUCGAGGAGGCGGAAUAUUCUUCACGGAACGUCGAAGGAAUCGGGAAAGUACUCGAUCGAGUGGCAGUGGCAGUGCACAAGCGCGAGGAGACCAGAGAGAGUCGGAUAAGGUAAGAGUGAGAGGGUGAUAGGACGCUAGGUACGGUGCUACGGUGUUAGUGAAUGGAACGCGGCCCCCACGGGUGAGCGUAGUACGGGCCAUCGUUGCACCAAUGACCAUCCGGGACGGACGAUCACGUGACGUGCGUGCCGAGGCAGCAGCAGCAGCAGCAGCAGAACAUUGCAAAUGACAAGACGCGUAGGGCAUUGUCGUCGCGCCUCCGCUACCACCGUACCCGUCGUCGAACUCGUUGGUGAAUUUGCCGUGCCACCGUUAUUGCCGUUGUCCUCUUCGUCACCGCCGCUGCCGCCGCCGUCGUCGAUGAGAUCUCGUCCGCCGCCAGGAACGCGAGCGUCCUAGAAAACGAUCACGAAAAUCUGUGUGUCCUGUCGGCACCGCUACCUCCACCACCACCACUACUACCACCACCAUCUUCGUCACUACGAUCACUACCACCACCACCACCACCACCACCGCUGCCGCUGCCGUCGCCGCGUGUGUGCGACUUUGUCGCGGGUGCCUCGGAGGAGGCCCUCGUGCCCUGAAACGGUGCCCGCGGCGGCGCCCCGUCUUCGACAGUGAAUAACAACAGUGUACGGAACGACGCAGCGGGGGUAUCGAGGGCCCGAGUGCCACCCGCGCCUAUAUGACAAAAUGUCGGGUUCGCAGAGAAUGCGAAAAUCCUCGCCAUGCUCGACGUCGAAGCAAGGCCCGAUGCGUGCGACUCUGCCCGUCAGCUCGCUGUUAAGGCAAGGCCGGCAGGGUAGCAGCCUUAGGAAGAGCAACAGCAACAGCCCGACGGUAUCGCCGACGAACGCGAGCGCGUGGCGGGCGCGCAUCUCGCCGGAGACCUCUUCCUCGGGGCAACGAAGCCCUGGUUCCCUCUCUUACAAAGCAAAAUCAAAAACAUUAAGCGGAAGAUGCAGUGAAAGUUUAAGCGGAAACCAAAAUAUUCGGAGGACAGCGUCGUUAGACACGAUCUAUCUGAAAGGACAAUGGCCUCGUGAUUCGCAUUACAUUCAUUCCCUUCUCUUGGUUGAUAAAUCUACACAGACGGAAGAAUGGUCUAACGAGCCGAGAAAAUUGCACACCCGUCAUCCUACAGAGCAAACCACUACCGAUGAAAAAUUGGAAAAAUAUUUCAGGCAUCGGUUGCAGCGUUCAAACAAAGAAGGUACCAGCAGUAGAGAGCGGACAGCAGCAUUUGGUUUGAAUCUAAUGCCAGGUGGACCACCUCCAGCCUUUCCCGCAGAUCACACCGUUUUACCCAGUAUUGCCUCACAAACGUCUAUACACAAUCAAUUCAGUUUGGGUACAAAGGCGAGUCCAAUGAAUAUUCCCGUGAAACCGAUGAGGCCUCCGAUGCGUUCUUCUAUUGAAGGACUGAAUCAAGAGAUUGAAGGAUUGGUUCUGAAAUCCACGACGAAUCCUAGCGAUCCUGAUCAUCCAGUAGAAGACAGAUAUCCGCGGUAUCGCGAACAAAUUACACCAGAAGGACAUCGUGCACCAUUAGCAGACCUACUGAGGGCAACUCGCAGCGUAAACACUCAGACACCAGCUACCGACCUUCCCUCCAGUUCUUAUUCUUCAGGCCCUCCAUCUAGGAACUCUGAGUCUCCGCUGAUUCCUGGUCUUAUGGAUGCCUCCCGUCCGCCUAGCGAUCUCUUACAAGGUGGAAGUCGCGGUUCGACCCCUGAACAAGAUAGAGAAGGACGUCUCGGCACCUCUCCUCACAUUAACAGGUUCCUUGCGAGAGAACCGCCCGAUGGCUGUGAGAAAGUCAAUCUUAAAUUCGUAGAGGAUGCCAGGCGACCCAUGAUAGACUUGAGCAAACUAGACUAUUGCUCGAAGCCGUGUGUAGCAUUCCAGUUAAAACCUAGCUUGGGAUCAGCGUUCCUGCCAUUACAACAGCCAGCCAGUCCAGCGAUGGUUGCCAGCGCGUCACCCUCUUCGCAUACGACACCAACCACACCUCCUCCAAAUCCAUAGUCCUGCUCUUUCAUCUCACGGAACGGAACGUUCACGAACACACCCGAUUGGUACAUAUAUACAUAUAUAUAUAUAUAUUUUUUUUUAACGACCUCGAUGGGUAGAAAGUGGUUUACUUUGAUAUGAAAAGCGUAUACAAAGAAAAGUUACCGAGACGAAAAAAAAGGCAAAAUGCAACCUGUUUCUCCAGUGCGGCGGUCCGGGCGUUCGCACACCGUGGACGUGUAACUAAAAAAAUGGUAGUUACGAUUGCAUUGAUACGAACGCGACAUACGAAAAAUAUUGAAAGCAUCCGAGCUCCGAUAAACGUUUCAAACAAUAAACGAAUACGAGGAACAAUAAUUUGUGAUAACUAAAGGAAAGAAGUUGACGACAUUUAGGAAUGAACGUUGUGUUCUACAGGGAGAAAGACUAAUAAAAUUGUGUAUUCUAAAUUUAGUGCUAAAACGUGCUAAACGACUUUAGUUUUGUAUACAGGGAUAAAUAUUCAGAAACGUCGCAGAGUAUUAAAUUUGAUUGUUGGCAAAAGGGCAAAAUUAUAACUACAUAAUUGGGUACGUGUGCCUGGUACAUCGGUACCCCCAUCGGUGCACCUAUUAUCAUGUUUUUUCGUUUGAAAUUUAUUACUCGAAUGAUUCGAUUGCAUAAAGAAGGAACACUAGAAUCUUUUCUACCGUUUUGUAUUAUUCUACGCUGAGACUAUUACGGGAGGAGCUCGAAAAUAGUGUAUCCCUAUGGUACAUUAUUUCUUUUAAGAGUUACGUUCUCUUAGAAUUACGUAUAUGCAUACAUUCUUUACUAUUUUCUUUUUGUCUCUCCUCGUUUUUUAAGCUCGCGUAUGUAAGAUAAAGGAGUGAAUCGUUUCACGAUAGUAUAUUUUGUAUUAGGUGUACGAACGUGCACUCUCGCGUAGCUUCUCAUUUUUAUAGCAAUUCCCCUUAGGCGAUAAGAAACACUUCGUUCAAUUAUACUAUAGUGUUCAGUGUCAUACGUCAACUUAUGAAACUUAAGUUAAUAUCGCAACACGUAUACUUUGCUAUUUGAUAAUCCCAUUACCAUAGGGCUACAACAUUUUUCUGUUUUAUUUGCGUCUCAUUAGUUCUCUAUUAUUACUAUUAUCUGAAUAUGUACAACCGAUACAGCAUGCGAUAACAGGUUGAGACGGAUGUAUGAUAGGAAUGAAGGAGGAAGUGUAAUAAGUAACGUGAAAAACUAAUGGCGAGCGAAGGCUAGAAUUGAAACAUUGAUCGAAGUUAAUAAACGACGAAAUGUUGUGCUGUGGCCGAUGUAGUGUCAGAAGUUCGUACGAGAAUGGCUGGACAACUUGGCACGGUACGGGUGUGCGUGUAGGGUUUCGUAUAAGUGCGGGUCGUAAUUUAAAACAAGAAGUAGUAAUUUACGAUCCAUGAUCUGUACAAACGAACCGCGUAUGCGUGUGUUGUAAUAUCAGAAUCCUGAUUAAGCCAUCCACGAAUAACAUUGAAUACUAUUAUCGUACUACCCGUAUAUUGUAUAAAAUACUUGACAAGUAUUUGGGAUACUACGAAAGUUUCGUUAGUUGAAUUUACGCUAAUCCUCAUUUGUUUCUUUCUUUGUCAUUCGUUUUCUUAUGUUAAAUGGUUUUACAAUAAUCAAAGCAAUAUCAAAUUAAUACUCUCGCAAAAAAAUAAAUACCUUUGUAUAAACAAACUACUCACUCUAUAUAUAAAAA
Molecule: messenger RNA, 4756 nt
Organism: Ceratina calcarata
Lineage: Eukaryota; Metazoa; Arthropoda; Insecta; Hymenoptera; Apidae
Product: glucocorticoid-induced transcript 1 protein
Exons: 9
Coding region: 1711-3045 (444 amino acids)
Source: RefSeq, a predicted model, not a curated record